Molecule: messenger RNA, 2730 nt
Organism: Trifolium pratense (red clover)
Lineage: Eukaryota; Viridiplantae; Streptophyta; Magnoliopsida; Fabales; Fabaceae
Exons: 1
Coding region: 1-2730 (909 amino acids)
Cellular component (GO): intracellular membrane-bounded organelle
Source: RefSeq, a predicted model, not a curated record
AUGAAUUCUCAUCUCUCCAUGUUCAUCUUUCUUAUCACUCUCUUAACAAUCUCUUCUUUUUCCUCAUCACAACCUUCUUACAAAGAUCACUGUUCUUCCAUAAUCACAGAAUCAACUCCCAAAAACCUCAUCAUCCAUAACUCUUUCCCUCUUGGAGGUUACUUCACAGGAGGUUCAGGAAUCAUCCAUGAUGAAACUUCCUUCAUCGAAUACUCUUCCUUUUACCUUUCAAACAUACAAAUCCAUGAAACUAUAAACACUGACUUGUUCAAAGUUGAAUCCACUGUUUCAUUCAGAACCAAACCAAACACAGUUUACUAUAAUGUAUCAAGCUUUAGCUAUGGUGACAAACCAAGUUAUAGAAGUCAACGCCACUUCCGAUCAAAUUAUGUAACUUUCAAGCUUGAAGGGUUUUGGUCAAAAUCUUCAGGUAAAGUUUGCAUGGUUGGAACAGGAAUUAGUUAUUCUGAAACAGGUGAUUCUCUUGAUCAUGAUGCUGUUUUAAAGCUUAACAAUGUUUUCGAUUCAAGUAACAUCACUAGUUUCAUUAGUGGAAGCUUAGAGAGUUUGAAUUCUGAAAAGGGUGAUGAGAAAAAUCAUUACUUUGAAACCAUUUCUUUAAUGAUGUUUUCAAAAGCAAAUUAUAGUUAUAGUUUGGAUUCUAAAGAAGUUGAAAAUGAAUUCUCUUUUGAAAGUGAAGUUUCUGAGAAAAAGGGUUUGUCACUAAAUCCAUAUUCAUCAAGUUUUUGUUCAUUACCACUCUCAAGAGCUCUUAAAAGACUUCAACUAGAGUACACUCAUGAAUGCAAUUCUCCAAAGAAUUGCAGUCCUGUAGUUAGUGAUCAAUUGCCAUAUAUGAUGUCUUUGAAAGGUGCUGAAUGUUCUCAUACAGAUAAACAUAGGUUGAAGGUUUUGAUGGUUUUUUCAAAUAAAAGUGAUUAUUGGAUUGAAAAAGGUUUCAAUCCGAAAACUAUGUUGAUAGGGGAAGGAUGGUGGGAUGAGAAGAAAAAUGCUUUACAUGUAGUUGCUUGUCAUUUCAUUGGCAUCAUGAAAUCAUCUUGGGAUGGAACUCGUAUUGGCGAUUGCUCGGUAAGAUUAAGAUUGAGUUUGCCUUCGGUUUGGUCAAUCGAAAAUACUAAUAACAUAGUUGGAAAAAUUUGGAGUAACAAAACUGCUAAUGAUCCAAACUACUUCAAGAUGAUAACAUUUAGAAUUUUCGACGAUGCUAGGGUUGGAUAUCGAGCGUCCAAGUACGAGUAUAGCAAGCUUGAAAAAGUUAAGAAAUCAUGUCCAACACACAAGGUUGUAGAGAACAAAGGGAGAACAAUAUUUCCAAAUGUUUAUUCUUAUGAUAUGAGAUUUGGUAUGUCAGUUAGAGAUAUAGAGUCCAAUAUAGAAGUAGCAUUUGGUUCUUUGGCUCCUUUAUCUGUUGGUGAGCAAAUUUAUGAUGAUCCUGCUUAUACUUCAAACUCAAACUUCACAGCAGAAUCUCCUAUGGUGAUGUUCAACAAUGCUAGCUUGUUUAACAUUAGCUACAAGAUUACCAUAUUUUCCAAUGCAACUUUAUAUAACAGGAAUUCAAUGUUUAAUUUGUCUUCUUAUAGAGUGACGAUUUCUGCAGAAGGAAUUUAUGAUGCUAGAACAGGAACUUUGUGUAUGAUUGGUUGCCGCAAUCUCAACUCGAAAGCUGGAACACCAUUAGCUGGAUCUGUUGACUGUGAGAUUCUAUUGAAGUUUCAGUUUCCAUCAUUGGAUACAACAAAUGGAAGCCACAUUAAAGGAAGUAUCGAAAGCAUGCGCGAAAAAUCAGAUCAUCUUUACUUCAAAAGUUUAGAGGUAUCUUCAUAUGGAAUUUACUCUGAAACGGCAAUAAAAGCUGUUUGGAGAAUGGAUAUGGAGAUUAUCAUGGUUCUGAUAUCUACCUCUUUAUCAUGUGUUUUCAUCGCAUUGCAACUAUACCAUGUGAAGAGAAAUCCUAAUGCGCUUCCCUUAAUCUCAAUUUCCAUGAUGUCAAUUCUCACAUUAGGUCACAUGAUACCACUUGUUCUCAAUUUUGAAGCAACUCUUGCUCAAGAUCUUUACAACAAAAACUUUGUGGUUGGAUAUGUUGGAUGGCUUGAAGUUAAUGAAAUAUCUGUAAGGAUAAUCACCAUGGUAGCUUUCUUGUUGCAAUUCCUCCUCCUUCAAGUAACUUGGUCAUCAAGAAAGAUUAACGAAAGCGAGAAUAGACUCUGGAUUGCUGAGAGAAAGGCUACCUAUGUGACUUUCCCCUUGUAUGCAGCUGGAUUAUUGAUUUCAUUGCUUUUGAAGUUGAAAAGAGAUGAUUUUCAUUAUGAUACAUCUUGGGAGAAAAUGAAAUCGUACGGUGGUUUGGUAUUGGAUGGAUUUCUUCUGCCGCAAGUCAUUCUAAACCUGUUUUCAAAUAUGAAUGAGAAUGUUCUUUCAUGUUCAUUUUACUUUGGAACUACUUUUGUUAGACUUUUGCCACAUGCAUAUGAUCUUUACAGGGCUCAUAAUUAUGCUCGACUCAGCGAUGGAUCGUACUUCUAUGCAAAUCCAAAUGCAGAUUUUUACUCCACUACUUGGGAUAUUGUCAUUCCUUUGGGAGGUAUCCUAUUUGCUGUCAUUAUCUACUUGCAGCAACGUUUUGGUGCUCAAUGUGUUAUACCUCAAAGAUUCAAAGGGUCAGAAUAUGAAAAGGUGUCUGUAGUGGCUGAAUCAGAAGCUUAA